AAUAAGAUUUGGUGUCGUCUCCAAGUUCGAUGUAAUAUAGGGGAGUCUUGAUAUUUGCCUGCACAUAUUUUAUUUUUGAUAUGUCUUACGGCACAGGCAAUCAAUCAACCGGCUCAGGCCGAGGACAUGCAUACAACAAUCCCAGUUCUGUUGCGACAAGCAACGACGCCGUGCCGCCUGGCGACAAUACUGCCUCCGAGCACGAUGGGAUUAGUGAGCCACAAACAACAUGGGAGAAAGCAAGAAGCUUCUACGAGAGAAAUAUAGGUCUCUUCCUCGUGUUCAUGGCUCAGGUUUUUGGCUCGUUGAUGACAAUGACUACUCGACUGCUUGAAACAGGUUUCGAGACCAAGUUCCAUGCUCUACAAAUCAUCUUCGUCCGCAUGUUGGCUACUGCUAUUCUUGGUUUCUUGUACAUGUGGAUCAAGAAAGUCCCUGACAUGCCGUUCGGCGAUCGAAAGAUCAGGGGGUUAUUGGUGCUGCGAGGCUUCGCGGGGUUUCUCGGGCUCUUCUGCUCUUACUACUCGCUCUCGUUUCUGAACAUAUCCGAUUCCACGGUCAUCAGCUUCAUCGUCCCGACUCUUACAGCGUUCAUCUGCUUUGUCGCUCUCAAAGAACCCUUCACACCGCAAGAGGCACUUGCUGGUGUUAUCGCCUUCGUCGGCGUCCUCUUCAUCGCGCGCCCUACGUUCAUUUUCCCGGCCCCCGAUGAUGAGGCCAACGCAGGGCAUCUUCAGAUAUCAGCCGCUGCGGACGCUCCUGCAGGUCUGGUCCCCGACGUUCCCGUGACGCCAGCUCAGCGGUCUCUCGCAGUUGUCAUCGGAGUGGUCGGCUCCUUGGGCGCCGCUACCGCAUAUUCCACCAUCCGAGUCAUUGGGAAGCGUGCACACUCCCUAGUCAGCGUUAACUACUUCGCACUGGUGGCAACGAUCGGCUCCUUCCUCAUCAUUCUGGUGCACCCGGACCUGGAGUUCAAGGUUCCCCAGAGUGCCGCACAAUGGGGCAUGCUUACCGCCAUCGGCAUCGCUGGCUUCCUGCUGCAAUUCCUUCUGACCGAGGGACUGCAGCGGGAAAAGGCUGGGCGCGCUACUAACUUGAUUUAUACCCAGUUAGUAUUUGCCCUGAUCUUGGAGAAGAUCGUUUGGGGCACCACGCCAGCUGGCUGGAGUUUUGUUGGUGCUGUUCUCAUCAUCGGAGCCGCCAUCUGGGUUAGUUUGCAAAAGCAGAAGAAACCGGCAGUGGAAGCCAAGCCCGCGGUUGUAGAUGAAGAGAGCAGUCUGCUGGGAAACACUGGAGAUACGGGCUCGCGAUCGGCGUGAAUUAAGUCGGUUGACAGCGUUCUCAAGUAGGGACCCACGCAGACAUCAUGCCGGCUACAUGGCUAGGAUAGAUAAUUGAUCAAUUACGCUGAAUUAUCUUGUAUCAUUUCUCGCAUCCUUUCUCUGAGUCGGGGUCACUGAAGCUA
This is a messenger RNA of Truncatella angustata, 1465 nucleotides long. RefSeq lists its product as uncharacterized. Gene Ontology annotation, cellular component: membrane. The record is from RefSeq and is a predicted model, not a curated record. Bases 81 to 1319 code for a protein of 412 amino acids. The transcript is spliced from 6 exons. NCBI's taxonomy places the organism in Eukaryota, Fungi, Ascomycota, Sordariomycetes, Amphisphaeriales, Sporocadaceae.